Messenger RNA from Clonostachys solani, 912 nucleotides. NCBI's taxonomy places the organism in Eukaryota, Fungi, Ascomycota, Sordariomycetes, Hypocreales, Bionectriaceae. The record is from the annotation of a GenBank genome assembly.
AUGGCAUUCUUCAGUCGACAGUUCUCUCCUUCUCCGGUCCUGACCGUACCAGCCCAAUCUCCCCACCAGGGACCGUUUGGCAUGGCAGGCUUCCCACGCCCUCCAGCCCCAGCGUCUGCAUCGUUUGGCGGCUUUUCCAACUCCCUUGCGCCAUUCCAGACCAGCACUUCAACGAGCAGAAAGCGCUCACGCGACGAGGCUGCCAGCAACCUUGAGCCUGACAUUGUUUCCCCCAAGCCCGAAGAACCUGAAGAGGUAUGGGAGUAUGGCCCAGGGAUGACCCUUAUCAAAUCCACCAAGACCUACGUUGCCGAAGCUGGUAGUCAGUCCGGCACCUGGUUGGAGGAGAAGAAGGCAUCCGAGGACCAGACGCGCAUUCAAGCCGAAUUGGACAGAAAGCAGCUUGCCCCACGAAGCAGCAAGCUCCAACGCGUCGUUGUGUCCAAUAGCCACGACUCCCCUUCCCUGUCAACAGCUGGCCCUACCAGCGUUAAACGUGACGCUGCGCAGACUGGCGUUGGUGACAACAAAACUCCCAUCAUUGACGACUUCACUUUGCACCUCGGCAUUGGCUGGAGACAGUUGAGCAAAGAUGAGCACAUCCAGGCUGCUGCCAGAGGUUGGGCGCGUUACAUUGAAAACCACUACCCCAUCACCAAUGCGCACAUCCGUCUUGAGAGCCGGGGUCUCCAGUCCUACCUCGUUGAGUCUUCCGAGGGCUUUUUCCUCUUUUCCGAGGAUCUUCGUCAAGGUCAACUUGUCAGCACCACUGUAGAUGGAGCGCUCAAAAAUCUUGGAACCUCGCCUCCUACGUUUGAUGGCUGCAUCACUCUAAGUGCUGCCGACUCGCCGUCUCCCACCUCGGCGCACCAUCUCCCUUCUGCAAUGGAUGCUGAAAUGGUCAUGAACUAA